This is a messenger RNA of Sardina pilchardus (European sardine), 4601 nucleotides long. It is a transcript of the gene tbc1d4, whose product is annotated as TBC1 domain family, member 4. Lineage: Eukaryota; Metazoa; Chordata; Actinopteri; Clupeiformes; Clupeidae. The record is from RefSeq and is a predicted model, not a curated record. The transcript has 20 exons. Bases 671 to 4513 code for a protein of 1280 amino acids.
UGGAACGGACAGAGCCCUGUCCGCGUGCGAAGAAUUUCGGAGCAAAGUCAGAAUGCAGAGACAACAACGUGAGAGGACAAGGAGCCCAAGGAUAUAUAUUUAGCCAACGGGUAGCUUUUGUGUCCAAACGGAACAACAGUGUUUGCAGAGGGAGAUUGAGGGACUGGGAACGCUACUUUUCUGUGUGAAGAAACCCCAAUGUCGGUUUUCUGUUUACACCAGAGGCUGCAAAAGCCACGUUUUAGUUCGUUGCAAACUUAAUUUGCAUGUGCGGUGCGGCCUUUGCUAACCUUUAGAUAUUUCCGCGGAUUAUUUUUUUACAGUUGCAUUUUCCCCACUAUAUCUUUAAGUAAACUUAGGCAAUGUCUGAGAUGUCAAAUAAGCAAACACUCCAACUGUCUUGUGGACAGCACGGGUGUUUAUCCUUUAUUUUUCAACAACACGAGGGGCGCGUGGCGAGUGCACAUUUGCUGCAAUAACUUUUGCCCCAAACAAAAGAUUUGUGACUGAACUGGGAAUGGGGCGUGAAUGUCAGCGACCAGCCACGCGUUGAUUUGUUGGAUGUUUGAUUUUUCAUUGUUUUUCAUUGUUGAAUGUAUUAGCCGUUGACAAUUAUUAGAGAGCUACAGUAACGUCGCGACCGUUUAACCCAAUCUACAGCUAAAUAGAGAUGGAAGGUCAGGAUGACAAAGGGAAUAAUCUGUCGAAGGCAGAUAAGAAAUUUGCGCUCUGGUACAUGGGGUGGUCGUCUCUUGACAGAAGGACUACGCUUCCUAUGUUACCAUGGCUGGUGGCAGAAAUCCGAAGGAAAAGUGAGAAGAACGAAUCAGGACCCGGACAAGCUAGGGAAGUUAAUUUGACUCUCAUGCCUCCCCUUAUCCGAUGUGUGCCUGCUAGUAGCAACAACGCGUCUGUGUUUAUAUUUGAGCACAAAGCGCAGUAUAUAUCACGGUUCAUUCACAACAGCCAUGACCUCACCUACUUCGCCUACCUUAUCCGAAGUCAGCCGGAGAACCCCGAGUCUGAAAUGGCAUGCCAUGUCUUCAAGGCUGGUGACCCAAACAAGGUUCCUGAGGUGAUCAGCAGCAUCAGGCAGGUGUCCAAAGUGGCCCUGAAGGAGGACACCAAGCCCAAGCAAGAGGGCUGCGACGAGUCCUUCUACAACUCGCAGAAGUUCGAGGUGCUCUACCGGGGCAAGGUGACGGUGGCCCACAAGAAGGCGCCCGCCACGCUGGUGGACGACUGCAUCGACAAGUUCCGCCAGCACGAGGUGGAGCGCAAGCGCAAGCGGCUCCUCAACGGCCAGCGCGGCUCCACCGAGAGCGCGCCCGUGGAGUUCAUCGUCGGGGACGACCCGCUGGGCGCCGCCUCCUCCUCCACGGAGAGCCCCGAGGGCGGCGACUCGGUGGUGGAGGAGGAGGAGGAGGAAGGCGAGUCCGAGGGGAUGACGACGGCGGCGGCGACGGUCAGCGACCCCCUGGGCGGGGGCGCCGUCUUCGGGCUGAGCAGCAGCGCGAGCAUGAGCAGCCUGCGCGGCGCCUUCCCCGAGUGCAUCCUGGAGGACUCGGGCUUCGAGGAGCAGGACGGCCGGCGGGAGCCCGUGCGCGCGCGCUGCAACAGCCUGGCCGGCGGCAGCCUGCAGCAGCGCAAGGCCCGCGAGGCCGCCCUCAAGGCCGCGCCGCAGCGCAGGCGCCACGCCAGCGCGCCCAACCACGUGCAGCCCUCCGACGCCGACAAGAACCGCACCAUGCUCUUCCAGGUUGGCCGAUUUGAGGUGAACCUCAUCAGUCCAGACAGCAAGACGGUGGUGCUGGAGAAGAAUUUCAAAGACAUUUCGUCUUGCUCUCAGGGUAUCAAGCAGACGGAUCACUUUGGCUUCAUCUGCCGUGAGCCAGUGGAGUCUGGGCCCAGCCAGUACGUGUGCUACGUCUUCCAGUGUGCCAGCGACUCUCUGGUGGAUGAGGUGAUGUUGACGAUGAAGCAGGCCUUCAGUACGGCGGCUGCCCUGCAGAGUGCAAAGACCCAGGUCAAACUGUGCGAGGCCUGCCCCAUGCACGACCUGCACAAGCUCUGUGAGAGGAUCGAAGGUCUGUACCCUCCACGGGCGAAGCUAGCCAUCCAGAAGUAUCUCUCUCAGCUCUCGGACAACGAGCAGGUUGACAUUUUUGAGCGUGUCCAGAGGAUGAAGCCGGCUUCAGAUCAUGAGGAGAAUGAGCUGGUGAUUCUCCAUCUGAGACAGCUGUGUGAGACCAAACAAAAAUCCCAUGUGCACAUUGGAGAGGCCCCUCAGAAUGCACCAAGCGGUGGGACCGCCGCGGACAACUCGUCCACCGCAGGGCGCUCCAAACUGGACCUCCUGAAGAACAAGGCCCGCAACUCCCUGACCAGCUCCCUGGAGAACAUCUUCUCCCGGGGAGCCAACCGCAUGCGUGGCCGGCUGGGAAGCAUGGGCAGCAUGAGCAGCUUUGAACGGCAGGACGAGUCUCCCGGAGACUCCCCACCUGGAACACCGCCGGGUUUCCUUGACGACGACCCCGAGGCCGCGCCCUUCCGCCGGCGCGCCCACACCUUUAGCCACCCGCCCGUCAAGAAGCGCAUCUCCUUCACCGACACCCAGAGCAACACCACCAAAGCCCCACUCCGCCGGCAGCAGUCUGUGGCCCCAGAGCUCCUCCAGGGCAGCCCGACGGCCCUCAGGCGAAAGCGCAGCAUGUCGGAGAGCGAGUCCACCUUCAGCCUCCCUUCCACCUUCUCCACCCCCAGCUUCCUGAAAAGUUUUUACCAGGGCUCCCUGGGCUCCCUCGGGUCCCUCUCCGACCUCGGGACCCUCAAGAGUAAUGGAGAGGGCCGGAAGAGGACCUUGUCGGGCUGCAGCACUGACUCCCUGACAACACCCACCAACACCCCACGCAGAGUCUCCUGGCGUCAGAAGAUCUUCCUGAGGGUCGCUACGCCCCUCAGCAAACAGGGCUCCAUGAACUGCCCAGACAUGGAUGUCCGUGAGCUGCUCCCGCUGUCCCCUCGUGCCCUGGAUCAGGACCCCUUGUCCCGCCUGCUGUCCCCAGACCAGGAGCCCUUCUCUGGGGAGGACGGCCGCCGCAGCCCCGCAGAGUAUCGGUCCCUGUGGAGGAAGGCCAUCCACCAGCAGAUCCUGCUGCUGCGCAUGGAGAAGGAGAACCAGCGCCUGGAGGCCAGCCGAGAUGAGCUGCACAUUCGCAAGAUGAAACUGGACUACCAGGAAGUGGGCCAAGACUCCAAGGACAUCCAGGCCUUCUGGGAGAAGAAGCUGAGUGUCCCCAGCAGAGCCAAGGUCCAGUGGGAUAAGGACGAGCUCCAGUCCUUCCUCAGCCAGGGUGUGCCCAAGAGCCGGCGUGGUGAGGUGUGGCUCAUCCUGUCCCAGCAGCACCGCCUGCGGCACCGCCUCCCGUCGCGCCAGGUGCCCCCAGACACGCCCUACCAGGACCUGCUCAAGCAGCUGACCGCCCAGCAGCACGCCAUCCUCGUUGACCUGGGCCGGACGUUCCCCACACAUCCGUACUUCAGCACCCAGUUGGGCGCGGGCCAGCUGUCGCUGUACAACCUGCUGAAGGCCUACUCCCUGCUGGACACGGAGGUGGGCUACUGCCAGGGCAUCAGCUUCGUGGCCGGCGUGCUGCUGCUGCACAUGAGCGAGGAGCAGGCCUUCGACAUGCUCAAGUUCCUCAUGUACGACCUGGGCUUCCGCCGCCAGUACCGCCCCGACAUGGUCUCUCUGCAGAUUCAGAUGUACCAGUUGUCGCGGCUACUGCACGACUACCACCGGCCGCUCUACAACCAUCUGGAGGAGCAGGAGAUCUGCCCCAGCCUGUACGCCGCGCCCUGGUUCCUCACGCUCUUCGCCUCCCAGUUUCCCCUUGGAUUUGUGGCCCGCAUCCUCGACCUGCUGUUUGUGCAGGGCACCGAGGUGAUCUUUAAGGUGGCUCUGUGUCUGCUGAGCAGUCACGAGGGGGAGAUCGUGGAGUGCGACAGCUUUGAGACCGUCGUGGACUAUCUAAAGAGCAGCCUGCCCUCCCUCAGCCAGGCCCAGAUGGAGCAGAUCAUCUCGAAGGCUACUGAGAUGGACAUCUCUAAGCAGCUGCAUGCGUACGAGGUGGAGUACCACGUCCUGCAGGAUGAGAUGGUGGACGCCCCCACACCUUCAGAGGACGCCGACCGGAUGGACAAGCUGGAGAAGUCCAACGCCCAGCUCAAGAAGCAGAACAUGGAGCUGCUAGAGAAACUCCAGGCGGCGCGUGUGAAGAUCCAGAGCCUGGAGGUGAGCAUGGAGAACUUCCUGUCCCGCGAGAGCAAGAUGAAGCACCUGAUUCGCUCGCUGGAGCAGGAGAAGGCCUCCUACCAGAAGACCAUCGAGCGCAUGCGCAGCACGCUGCCCGCCGACGCCUCGGCCGACGUGGAGCUGACCAGCAUCAAGCCCAACGGCAAAGCCAAGGCCGCCGCCGCCGCCGCCACCGCCACUACCGCAAAGAAGCCGUGAGGACCGAGCCCGGAGGAUUCGGCGUGUGUGUGUGUGUGCGUGUGUUUGUAAGCGGCGUGGUGGUGGUGGUGGUGGUGGUGGUGGUGGU